UCAUUUGGAUUAGCUGAACCGAUGGUAAUGGCAGUCAUGGGAUCAAUUUACAAAGAUUCCCUCGGGAUGGUAACAGCAAUAUAUGAACUUGCUUUUAGUGCUUCCCAGUUCCCUGGCACUUGGACCCCUGAUGGGGGGUUUCCUUUACGAUGUAGGAGGAUUCUAUCUUCCUUUUGUAGUGACGGGGUCGCUUCAUCUGAUUAUGAGCAUAAUAGCUAUCAUUGCAAUAACAAAAAAUGCUAAAGAAGAAAGAUGUGAGGAAGACACCUCUUUGACUAACAAGACCACCAGCAGAAUGAAAUCUCUGCUCAGACCGCAAAUACUUCUUCUUGGAAUAGUUGUAAUGUUUUCUGUUGCCGCAGACGAGGCGUUCAUUGGCAACUUCCUGGCCGUUUAUAUGAAGGACAGCUAUCAGAAAACCGUUGAAGUAACAGGGACAAUUUUAAUGGUUUGUGGGGUGUGUAACUCUUUUGCUAUCAUGCUAUUUGGCUACUUGACAGAUAGGGGACUGUCUCGAGCUGUAACCAUAAUAUUAGGAUUCAUUGCUCUUAAUAUUGGAACACUUCUGAUAGACGUCUCACUAUUUGGAGCAGUAUGGCCGAGUUAUGUGUACCCAGGGAUUAUGUUUGGAUUGGUCGAGGUAGGGAGUGGUAUGAUUCAAGUUUGUAUCUUACCACUCUUGGUAUUUCAUGAUGGUCAACCUGAUCAGGAACGCUCAACUGAAGCAAUGACUGGGGUUUACAAUGCAGGGUUCUUCAUCGGAGCUUUUAUUGGGCCUCUGGUGGGAUCUGCUCUAGUGGACUUAAUUUCUUUUCCAAAAACGUUCAUUAUCUUUUCAGCUUUUAUACUUGGUGUAUUUGUUAUUAUUGGAGUUGCUCAUCUUAAAAUGAAAAAUCUAUUCAACUUAAAGGGAAAGCUUAUCGUGCCGUACGUCGACUAGGGACACUUUAGACAAGAAUAUUUAUGUGACGAAUCAAAAUAUAUUUUCCAAUAA
Molecule: messenger RNA, 994 nt
Organism: Bolinopsis microptera
Lineage: Eukaryota; Metazoa; Ctenophora; Tentaculata; Lobata; Bolinopsidae
Product: MFS-type transporter SLC18B1-like
Exons: 2
Coding region: 83-940 (285 amino acids)
Biological process (GO): transmembrane transport
Molecular function (GO): transmembrane transporter activity
Source: RefSeq, a predicted model, not a curated record